AUGAAUAUGCAACAUGUAUAUAAAUACAUAUAUUUAAAUAUAUGUCAAAUAAAAUAAGAUAAUACAAGUAAUAUAAUCGUAUCGUAUUUGAUAAUAAAUUUAAAAAUAUUUUAUAAGUAUACCAUUUCAAUAUUUUUCCUUCUUAUAAACAUAUAAAUAUUUUGUGCAAUAUCUCUUUUCAAUAAAUUUUUUUUUCAUCAUUUCUUAUGACUACCAUAUCACGUUCUUUAAAUUAUAAUGUUGGUAAUACAUACCAGCCAUUAUAUGUUAUAUAUGAAAUCACUCAUGAUAUAUAAAUGAUGUAGUCAAUAAAUACGAAUAAAAUAAUAACUAUUAGAUUAAAAUUUUAAAUAAGAUUAAAAUUUUAAAUAAGGAUAAAGACAAAAUGAUAGGGAUUUUAAAUGAUUCUGACAGUGAAGAUGAAUUGCCACCUGGAUGGGAGGAAAUGACAACUAAUACUGGGAAUGUAUAUUAUGUAAAAAUUACCAUCUGGAUGGGAAAAAUGUAUAUCAGAAGAUGGUCAAGUCUUAUUUGUUGAUCAUAAGAAUCAUACAACAACCUAUACUGAUCCACGGCUUGCAUUUGCUACGGAAUAUAGAGAAUCUUCACAGCCUGUAAGACAACGUUUUGAUGGUAGUAGCACAGCAUUAUCUGUUUUACAUGGUCGAGAUUUAAGACGUAAAGUUGCCAUAGUUACAGGUGCCAAUACUGGAAUAGGAUUUGAAACAGCUAGAUCAUUAGCUUUACACGGAUGCAAAGUUGUCUUAGCUUGUAGAGAUCUAAAAAAAGCUGAAGAAGCAAUACAAAAAAUAAAACAAGAAAGACAAAAUGCAGUGUGUGAUAUAUUACAUUUAGAUUUGUCAUCACUACAUAGUGUUAAAGAAGCAGCAAAAAAAUUUAAGCAGAAAUAUAGAACUUUGAAUAUCCUUAUUUUAAAUGCUGGAGUCUUUGCAAUUCCUUAUCAGCUUACAAAAGAUGGUUAUGAAACAACUUUUCAAGUAAAUUAUCUUUCUCAAUUUUACUUUACUCUUUUAUUAGAACACCCAAUUCGAAGCUGUCGUAAAUCUAGAGUAGUGAUAGUUUCAAGUGAAUCACACAGAUUUUCAUCUUUACAAACAAUAGAAGAUUUUCAUCAAUUAAUUUUAUCUCCUCCUGCAUAUAAAUAUUGGUAUAUGGAAGCGUACAAUAAUUCAAAAUUAUGUAAUAUCUUAUUUGCACAAGAAUUAGCAAACCGGUGGCCUUCUGUAAAUGUGUUUAGUUGCCAUCCUGGUAACAUGGUCUCUUCUUCAUUGUCUCGUUAUUCAUGGAUAUUACGAUUUUUGUUUAUGCUAGUACGACCUUUUACAAAGUCAUUGCAACAAGCUGCUAGUACAUCAGUUUUCUGUGCAACUGCACCAGAAUUGGAAGGGGUAACUAAAUGCUAUUUCAAUAAUUGUUAUCGUUGUAUUCCAUCUAUCACUGCAUUAGACCCUGAACUUGCAGCAAAAUUAUGGUCUGUUAGUCAAGAAAUGAUUGUUAAUAUUAUAAAAAAGAACGAUCUCUGGGAAGCAGCUUUAAGAUGAAAGAUAUUAUUAUAAAAAAUAGUUAUGAAUACGCAGAAAACAGUAAAAUAUUGAAACCAAAAAGUAUUUUAAUUAGUAAAAAAUUCAUAUUACUUUCAUUAAGAUUUUUAUUCUAUAGUCAAUAAAUUUGUUUUUAUAGUUUUUUAUAUUUUAAUACAUUUUUUCUUAAAUUCUAUUUGCGAUCAUGUGUGUAAAUAUGUAUAUUAAAAACAUAUAUGUUUAUUGAAAUUGUAUUAAACUGUUGUCAAUUAAAUAAAAUUAAAUAAAAAAUAUUAAAUAUUAAAA
This is a messenger RNA of Heterotrigona itama, 1847 nucleotides long. The record is from the annotation of a GenBank genome assembly. Lineage: Eukaryota; Metazoa; Arthropoda; Insecta; Hymenoptera; Apidae.